AUGCCUGGAGAGCCAGGAGUGUGGCCGCUGAUCGCUGAGACUACGAAUGCCAGCCACACCCGAGCCAGCCCGGGAGGGCCGCAGUGCUCCCAGGGACCAGCAGGGGGCGCGCGCCGCCCGGCCCCGGGGGGAGGGGCGGGUGGGCGGGGCGUUGCGCUGGGCGCUUCCGGUUCCGGCGCUGGGAGGAGCUCAGCCGCUGGCGCAGUGGGUGCUGCUGCAGGCAGUGGGCUGCUCCCGGUGUCCCCUGCUCCGUCCUCUCAGACGCGCCGCCGCCGCCUGCGGACUCUGCCGCGAGCUCGGCUUUCGUCGAUUGGCUCAACUCUCACACCAACUGUCUCUAUUCCUCUUCUGUACUGCAAAGACCACUUUCCAGGAGUUUUCAGGUUGCAUCUAGAGGUUCUCUCCCCCACCAAGAUUAAGCCUGAAAGAGACCUGGAUUGGAAAAACCUGGAGACCAAGUGCAGUAGUGACGCUCCAUUACCUGAGAUGCUCCAACCCAGGAGACAAGACGGGCUGGCCAACCUGUCCACUGGGAAAACUAGGUUAGAGUUCAAGUGUUGCCUUCUGUCUCUAGAAUCAGUCCCUGUCUGGCUGGCCGCCCAGUGCACACUUAAGGCUGCGAAUCUCCGCUCUGAGGAGUGACGUCUCCUAAGAUGG
Lepus europaeus (European hare) is the source of this 657-nucleotide messenger RNA. RefSeq lists its product as uncharacterized. NCBI's taxonomy places the organism in Eukaryota, Metazoa, Chordata, Mammalia, Lagomorpha, Leporidae. The record is from RefSeq and is a predicted model, not a curated record. The coding region runs from base 1 to 642 and encodes 213 amino acids. The transcript is spliced from 4 exons.